Molecule: messenger RNA, 1302 nt
Organism: Aspergillus alliaceus
Lineage: Eukaryota; Fungi; Ascomycota; Eurotiomycetes; Eurotiales; Aspergillaceae
Exons: 3
Coding region: 1-1302 (433 amino acids)
Source: RefSeq, a predicted model, not a curated record
AUGCAGGUGUCAGAGGUCCAAGGUGAAAGUGACUCUCUCAGAACACCUGCUUACUAUGGGCCUUGUGGAGUGGUACUAGGAAGGCUGAGAGUGAGGAGAGCUCAUCAGGAGAGUGAAUCUAGCCCAAGCACCACUGACAUGCCCCAGAUGGAGAAUCAGGACCGGGAUAACUCCAAUACCAUUUACUCUGCACAACAAACUCAUCCCGCUCGACCUGCUGUUCUAUUGAACCCCCACGUCCAAAUUGCCUCUGAUAAUGGUCAUUUCGCGAAGCCAGCAAGCCAGACAGGUGGACUGAGGGGCGUUCUUGAAGAAGAAGAUAUGACAGCUUCUCAUCUUGAUCAGGAUAAGUGGAGUCUAGAGAACCUACCAGAUAUCUUGUAUGUCCUGAAACCUGCGCAUGCGAGAUCUAGGCACGUUGUUCGUACAACAGCACACAAGGUUUUCGGGAAGCAUAUCAACGUUUUCACGGUCCUGCCGGAUCAGAUCUCUUCCAAAGUUGAAGGUUGGAGGCUUGAAGCUUGGAUGCGUCUCGAUCGUCGGAUAACCGUGCAAGACAUUAUCGAUCGGGUGAAUCCAAACUACAGGCCUAGAUUGACGCCACUCGACAUCGAACUGCGCCGGAAAGAUUUUCGAGAGAAAUUUCAUGUCGCAUGCUGGGGCGCUCAGAAGUCUGUGAAUGAGAUUUAUCGCCUGGCUGCAUCAAAGGGAAUAGACCCAGCGUUGAACACUACAAGAGGUUUAACUCCGGGUCUGAUUGACCCUUCCAAGGGAGAAGCUGGUGGACGCAUUCCACUGCCUCCAGGAACAACCUGUGACUCCACUCGCAUCGUGCCUGGCCUUCAAGAUGACGGAAGCAUGGCGCGGAGUCGCCUAUGCGCAAAGAGCCACAAGACCCAUUCACCAGGUGCCGUUCGCCAGCUGCUCUGGAAUACAAAGCACUUACCAACAAAGCUCUCUCCAGAUGUCGAUCACUUCCACAUUGCAAAUCCCCUUCUGAAAAGGCAGCUUUCUCAUGAUGUUAUGAAUGUCGAUUAUACUGCUACUCGCAAGAGAAGAAACAAAAUAUCUACUCAGCAGAACGUCUUCGAUUUCAACACCUAUCCCGCUACUCUACGUGAAUUGGCUUCUUAUAAAGGGCCCCCCGUUCAAGUAUUUCCCCCCGAAACCGAAGCCGAAAUAACGAUGAGCCUGGACGAUUACCUACGUGGAAGUCAGCUUACAUUUUGGGAACAUCUGGAUGUUCGGUGCGAGAACAGCUUGAGCGAUAUCAAGAGGUGGUCGCUGAGGUCUUGGUGUUGA